This is a messenger RNA of Closterium sp. NIES-65, 1077 nucleotides long. NCBI's taxonomy places the organism in Eukaryota, Viridiplantae, Streptophyta, Zygnematophyceae, Desmidiales, Closteriaceae. The record is from the annotation of a GenBank genome assembly.
AUGUUGGACGUGGCGAUGCAUGUGGUGGGGGAGGGCGAUGCAUGUCCCACUCAUUCCUUUAACGCACCUUCCGUGAGCCUCAUCGGCAACUCGCCCGAGGGGCUCUCGCUCUGGGUCGCCUCCACCUCCACGCCUUUAGUGAAUGCCAUGGAGCCGCUAUGCAAGGGCAUUCACCGCCUGCUCGUGCGCUGCCCCAUCGCCCCCGCUGAUACCACCCCCCCACACGUGCCCUCCUCUGCCGCUCCUCCCACUGCCAUGACCCUCGGCCACACCACGCCUGAGGCACCGGCAGAAGGAGCCGCAGAAAAAGCAGAAGCAACAGCAGGAGCAGCAUCAGGAGAAGCAGGAACAACAGCGGAAGCAGCAGAUGCUGCUAGGCCGGCAACAGGAGCAGAAUCAGAAGCAUCAACCCUUAGCUCUGAAUCACUCCUACCACUUUUGUCGGAUCUCAGAGGCAUGGACGCGGACGCCCUACCACACCUCACCUCCAUCAAGGUGCGGGACUUCCUGGCUCACAUGGCGUCGCUCACCCCUGAAGGUCGCUGCCCAUCCAUCACGUGCCGCAUGGCGGCGCCUCUGGCGGAGGUGAUGGCGCUGGCGUCGCUGGUCCUGCCCUGCCGCACCUGUUUUGCACAUCUGCCUCUUUCUUCGUUCUUUGCUACUGCUAGCAUGCCAUUCCGCGAGGCCUUUGCGUUUGCCACCAUCCCGCUCUUCGACUCAGCCGGAGGCACCACCGGCUUCGGGAGCAGCAGCACAGGGGCCGGCACACCAGGGGUGCUGGGCGGGGCAGCAGCACAGGGGCCGGCACACCAGGGGUGCUGGGCGGGGCAGCAGGGGGAGGGGCAGGGGAGGGCACAGGGAGCCCUGGGACGCCGGGGUCUAGCAGCGGGGCGCUGGAGGAAGGGGGGGCUGCGCCCCGGUAUGAGCCUGGGGGGGCCUCUGCUGGUGGACAUCCCAUGUCUGCAGCGCGUGAAGGAGUGCUACACUGAGGACCAGCUCUUUGUGCGUAUUCACGUGGGGGCUUGGCUUAGUGACCAACCGCGUACACCGUGUGUGGGUUACUGGGGAGGAGGAUGA